AUGAGCUCACCAGCUUCCCCGCCAAAUACUGUCGAACUUGACGCGCUCAUUGUGGGAGCCGGCUUCGGUGGCGUCUAUCAACUCAAGCAUCUUCGAGAUGAAGGCUAUAAUGUCAAACUUGUCGACUUCGGGGGAGACUUCGGUGGCGUGUGGUACUGGAACCGCUACCCCGGCGCCAGAGUGGACAGUGACAUCCCCCAAUACGAGUUUUCUGACGAGUCUCUCUGGAAGGGCUGGCAGUGGUCCCAGCGCUUCCCCGGCAGUGCAGAGAUUCGGGAGUACUUUGCCUAUGUGGCGGAUAAGUGGGAUCUGCGCAAGGAUGCCGAGUUCGGAGUCUUUAUUGCUGGAGCCACCUGGGACGAAGAGACGUGUAAGUGGACAAUUGUCAGCAAAUGUGGCAAGCAGUAUCGCGCCCAGUUCUUCUUGCUCAACACGGGUUUCGCGGCGAAGAGAUACACCCCUGACUGGGAGGACAUCGGCAAGUUCUCUAACUGGUUGCACCCGUCGUACUGGCCACAUGAGGAGCCAGACUUGCGAGGAAAGAAGAUAGCCGUCAUUGGCACAGGGGCGACGGGAAUCCAACUGGCGCAGGAAUUGAGCAAGAUUGCUAGCGACCUCGUACUAUUUCAGCGCACGCCUAACCUGUGUCUCCCCAUGGCUCAAGUCGAGUACCAGGGAGGGGAGCAGGCGCGACCCAAGGAGCAAUACUCGGGGUUGUUUGACAGACGACAGGUAACAUAUGGUGGAUUCUUCUUUGACUUCCUCGACCGUGCGACUUUCGACGACACCCCGGAGCAACGACGGAAGACAUAUCAAGAGCUCUGGGAUAAGGGAGACUUCCACUUCUGGCUGGCCACGUACAAUGACAUGCUCUUCAAUGCGGACGCUAACAAAGAGGCUUAUGAUUUUUGGAAGGCCAAGGUCCGCGCGCGCAUCCGAGACCUCAAGCUCCAGGAGAUCCUCGCCCCCGAUAUCCAGCCCCAUAGCUUUGGUUGCAAGCGCGUUUCGCUAGAGAAUGGCUUCUACGAGAUUUUCAACCAGCCUAACGUGUCUUUAGUGGACGUCAAGACCACGCCUAUCGUCAACGUCGACGAGACUGGCAUCAACACCACCGAGAAACACUGGGACCUGGACUACGUGGUGUGUGCCACGGGGUUCGACUCCAUGACGGGUGGCCUGACGCAGAUUGAUAUUCGUGGGGUGUCAGGCCAAAGCCUGAAGGAUAAGUGGAAGUCUGGCGUAAAGACGUACCUGGGCAUGACGGUCGUGGGUUUCCCCAACAUGUUUAUCACGUACGGGCCCCAGGCCCCGACGGCGUUCUGUAACGGUCCGACGUGCGCCGAGUAUCAAGGCAACUUCACAAUCCGAACGUUGAAUGCCAUGAAGUCCAAUAAUUUCCGACGUAUCGAGCCCAAAGCUGAUGCUGAGGAGAAAUGGGUUGAGAAGAUCCAUGAUCUUGCUGAUGCAUCCCUCUUCCCCACAGCCAAGUCGUGGUACAUGGGAGAUAACAUUCCGGGCAAGACGCGUGAGUGUCUGGUGUAUCUCGGAGGCGUCCGGACAUUUCUUGAAGCCUUGAAUGAGGAGGCAGAUGCAGGCUAUCCAAACUUUGAGAAAGGACAGUCGCUGUGA
This is a messenger RNA of Thyridium curvatum, 1629 nucleotides long. RefSeq lists its product as uncharacterized. The transcript has 2 exons. NCBI's taxonomy places the organism in Eukaryota, Fungi, Ascomycota, Sordariomycetes, Thyridiales, Thyridiaceae. The record is from RefSeq and is a predicted model, not a curated record. The coding region runs from base 1 to 1629 and encodes 542 amino acids. Gene Ontology annotation, molecular function: oxidoreductase activity.